This is a messenger RNA of Arvicola amphibius (Eurasian water vole), 1236 nucleotides long. RefSeq names its product C-type lectin domain family 2 member L (gene Clec2l). The record is from RefSeq and is a predicted model, not a curated record. NCBI's taxonomy places the organism in Eukaryota, Metazoa, Chordata, Mammalia, Rodentia, Cricetidae. The transcript has 5 exons. Bases 1 to 636 code for a protein of 211 amino acids.
AUGGAGCCGGCCCGGGAGCCCCCCGCGCGCACCCGCCCGCCGCCCCCCGCCUCGCGCCCCGCGCCAGCUGCACCUAGGCCGCGCUCGCCGGCUGAGGCCGAGGCCCGUGGCCCAGAGGGGUUGCUGCGGCGAUCGGGGUCAGGGUACGAGGGCAGCACCAGCUGGAAGGCGGCCUUGGAGGAUACCACCACACGCCUGCUGCUGGGGGCCAUUGCGGUCCUCCUGUUCGCCAUCCUGGUGGUGAUGAGCAUCUUGGCUUCCAAAGGCUGCAUCAAGUGUGAGACGCCCUGCCCAGAGGACUGGCUGCUCUACGGAAGGAAAUGCUACUACUUCUCAGAGGAGCCUAGAGACUGGAACACGGGCAGGCAAUACUGCCAAACCCACGAAGCAGCACUGGCUGUGGUCCAAAGCCAGAAGGAACUGGAAUUUAUGUUCAAGUUCACACGGAGGGAGCCCUGGAUUGGCCUGCGCAGAGUUGGAGACGACUUCCACUGGGUCAACGGGGACCCGUUUGACCCAGACACGUUCUCCAUCUCGGGUAUGGGCGAGUGCGUCUUCGUGGAGCCCACCAGGCUGGUGUCAACGGAGUGUCUGGCAACCCGGCCCUGGGUGUGCAGCAAGAUGGCCUACACGUGAUGUAGCCCAGGCCAGAGGUGGCCGUAGUGCUCCGGCCCAAGGACAGUGUGUUCUACCACCUGCUUCCGACAGGAGCCGCCACCCUCUCUGAAUGGAAGCAGCAGGGAGGGUGGUCCCUGUCACUGUCCCCUCUCAAGGCUCCAGAGCUCCGAAGCCCUGGUUCCUGGUCUCUCUUGUCCCCAGGCAGGUCCUGCGGCUUAGCAGUUAUAUCUCAUGUGCUAAGUAGUGUAGACAUCUUGCCUCCCAUACACACAAGCACACACAUGUAUACACAUGUACACACACAUAUACAACACACAUGCAGGCUCUUUAUAACAGAUCACCCUUCCUUGGCUCGGCCUGGAAGCUUCCUCACUGCAGCCCUGGUGCUCCUGGGCAGAGGGGGGCUGACAUGGGUUAUAUGGCUUUUGGCUCAGUCGCCUGCCCUCCCCAGCGGCUUCUCUCAGGCACAGCUUCCUCAGCACCUUGGAGAGAACAGCCCAGGGCUGGAGGCCCCUGUCUCUGUCCUCCCUGCCUUCCUGGGGUCCUCAGGCAGGGCCCCUGCUGUGCUGUGGUGCUGUUGUAUUGGUCACUAAUGGAAUAAAGGUUUGACUGCAUCUA